CGCAAGGCUGACCAAGCACCUGGACUUACCAGCAGAUCCCGUCAUCCUCCGUCCUGUCCCGCGCCGCACCUCACUAGGCACCGACCGAUAGCCGCAUCCCCGAGACACCAGACACUACCACCACCACCACCACCCCUCCUUCGCUCGCGCCCGCUACACACGACGCAAACCAGACCUCCGAGUCCGCGUCGCCCAUCUCAACAACACCUCCAACCGGGCGUCCCCGUACGCCUCUCGCAAAAUUUUGCCUCGACCCCGGAACCCGCAGCAACCAUGGUCGCCAGCCCCGAGACCAUCGAGGCCAUGACGCCUCCCGGCUACUCCUUCCCCGACCACCGUCUCCGCCUCAACCAGUCCGAACCCGACCGCGAGCCCCUCGUCCUCGUCGCCCCCGGCUCCUACUCCCCCAUCACCUUCCUCCACCUGCGCAUGGCCGUCAUGGCCGCCGACUACGUCCGCUACAACACAAACUACGAGCUUGUCGGCUCGUACCUCUCCCCCGUCUCCGACGCCUACAAGAAGCGCGGCCUCGCCCCCGCCUGCCACCGCCGCCGCAUGUGUGAAAUCGCGGCCGAACAGACGUCCAAGUUCCUCAUGGUCGACCCCUGGGAGGCCGAGCAGACGGCCUACGUGCCCACCGCCGUCGUCCUCGACCACUUUGAGCACGAGAUCAACGUCAAGCGCGGCGGCUGCAACGGCAAGCGCGUGCGCAUCGCCGUCCUUGCCGGAGCUGAUCUGAUCAACACCAUGAGCCAGCCCGGCGUGUGGUCGCCCUCCGACCUGCGUCACAUUCUCGGCGAUUUUGGCGCAUUCGUCCUCGAGCGUGCGGGCGUCAACAUCGACGAGGCGCUGACGAAUCUGAAGGAGUGGGAGGACCAGAUCUACUACAUUCCCCAAGUCGUCCCCAACGAUGUGUCGAGUACUAAGAUCCGUCUGUUGUUGAGGAGGAAUAUGAGCAUUGACUACCUCAUCCCCUCCCAAGUUAUCGAAUACAUUGAGGAGCACGGUCUCUACACAGAAGACGACGCGACAACAAAUGAGACCGGCAAGGGCAAGGAGGUAGCCCAAUGA
Molecule: messenger RNA, 1071 nt
Organism: Colletotrichum gloeosporioides
Lineage: Eukaryota; Fungi; Ascomycota; Sordariomycetes; Glomerellales; Glomerellaceae
Product: Nicotinamide/nicotinic acid mononucleotide adenylyltransferase 2
Exons: 2
Biological process (GO): NAD+ biosynthetic process
Molecular function (GO): nicotinamide-nucleotide adenylyltransferase activity; nicotinate-nucleotide adenylyltransferase activity
Source: RefSeq, a predicted model, not a curated record